Eupeodes corollae is the source of this 866-nucleotide messenger RNA. RefSeq lists its product as uncharacterized. The record is from RefSeq and is a predicted model, not a curated record. The transcript is spliced from 2 exons. Gene Ontology annotation, molecular function: N-acetyltransferase activity. The coding region runs from base 180 to 833 and encodes 217 amino acids. Lineage: Eukaryota; Metazoa; Arthropoda; Insecta; Diptera; Syrphidae.
AAAUCAUUCUACUGAUCGUGGUGAUUUCGUUAGCAUUCCGUACUCCACAGAACUUCACAAUUAUUUACAAUACAUUGUGUUUAUUUUAUUUCCAGUCACCGUAUAUUGUUAAAAAAUAUAUUACUUCUUUAAUCCUUUGCAUCGGUACAAAUUCAAAAUACGGGAAAAAAUAAACCAAAAUGAAAGACAUCAUUCACUUCCGCUUAGCUAUAAGUACCGAUAAACCAGCAGUUUUAGAAUUUUUACGGGAGCACUAUUUUCCCUAUGAAACAUUAACUUAUUCUAUUGAACCGAAAAAGCAGGAUUCUGGUGCAGAGGAAGAUAUGACAAAUUGUGUGGACGUAGCUGAUCGAUUCUGUUUACUAGCUCUCUAUGAAAAUCAGAUUGUAGGAGCUCGGUCGUUAUUAACCAAAGGACCAGACGCAGAACAGGUAUUAUUGAAAAAAGCAUCCGAAAUACCUUGGAGUCAGUACGCAAAAGUUUUGAAGAUAUUAGCAAAAGUUGAAAGAGAUGCUAAUGUUUUCAAGAAGUUCAACAAUUUCAAAUUAGCGUUGCAUGGAAAUGGCUUGGCUGUUCAUAAAGAUUUCCGUGGAAAUGGAAUUGGUUUGAAAUUGUAUGAAAAAUCAAUGCAAAUUGGUAAAGCUUUGGGGUAUUCACUUUUUACAUGUGAUUGCACGAGCAUUUAUUCAGCACGAUUAUGUGAACUUAUGGGCAUGGAAUGCACCAAUGUUUGCAAAAUGGAAGAUUAUCGGCUUCCGGGAAGCGAUGAGCAGUUCAUUUUUCCACCUGCACAUCAAAAAUAUAUAAAAACAUAUGCAAAAGUUGUUCAAUAAUAAAGUUUUUGGGAUUAAAAUAUUAAUAAUUUA